Propithecus coquereli (Coquerel's sifaka) is the source of this 1411-nucleotide messenger RNA. It is a transcript of the gene STAP2, whose product is annotated as signal transducing adaptor family member 2. Gene Ontology annotation, molecular function: signaling adaptor activity. The record is from RefSeq and is a predicted model, not a curated record. The transcript has 13 exons. NCBI's taxonomy places the organism in Eukaryota, Metazoa, Chordata, Mammalia, Primates, Indriidae. The coding region runs from base 83 to 1315 and encodes 410 amino acids.
GAGAGGAAAUUCCCCUGGAACCUGUUUCUCAGCCUCCUGGGCUUCCUGGCCCAGCGGGAGCUCGCUGGAAUUAGAGGCCGCCAUGGCCUCGGCCCAGAACCCACCCCGGGUCCCCAAGCCCAGGGGUGUCCUGCCGUCACACUACUAUGAGAGCUUUCUGGAGAAGAAGGGGCCCUGUGACCUGGAUUACAAGAAGUUCUGGGCAGGCCUCCAGGGCCUCACCAUCUAUUUCUACAACAGCAAUCGGGACUUCCAGCAUGUGGAGAAGCUAAACCUGGGGGCAUUUGUGAAGCUCAGGGACGAGGUUCCCAGAGGAAGCUCAUGGGACCCUGGAAUCCACUUCAGCCUGGUCCUCUCCAACCAGGAGAUCAAGUUCAAGGUAGAGAGCCUGGAGUCUCGGGAGAUGUGGAAAGGCUUCAUCUUGACGGUGGUGGAGCGCCGUGUCCCCUCCAAUCUGACCCUGCUGCCGGGACACCUGUACAUGAUGGCUGAGGCCCUGGCCAAAGAAGAGGCGCGCCGCGCGCUCGAGACGCCCUCGUGCUUCCUGAAGGUGAGCCGGCUGGAGGCACAGCUGCUCCUGGAGCGCUACCCCGAGUGCGGAAACCUGCUGCUGCGACCCAGCGGGGACGGCACCGACGGGGUGUCGGUCACUACUCGACAGCGGCUCCACGGGGCGCACGUGGUCCGGCACUACAAGGUGAAACGGGAAGGCCCCAAGUACGUGAUCGACGUGGAGGACCCGUUCUCCUGCGCCUCGCUGGACGCGGUGGUCAACUAUUUCGUGACGCACACCAACGGAGCGCUGGUGCCCUUCUUGCCGGAGGAGGACUACGAGAAGGUGCUAGGGUACGUGGAAGCGGAUAAAGAGAACGGCGAGACUGUGUGGGUGGUGCCCUCCGCCCUGGGCCCAGGUCCUGCACCCCCCGCAGGUGGCCCCAAGCUGCCACCUCCUGCGUCCCUGCCUCUGUCCAGCCAGGACAAGCUGCCUCUGUUACCACCCCUGCCCCCGGUGCCAAGCCAGGAGGAGAACUAUGUGACGCCCAUUGGAGACGCCCCAGCUGCUGACUAUGAGAACCAGGACGUGCCUUCCCCUAGUCGGCCAGUUGUCCCGAAGCCCAAGUUGGCAAAAGUUCAGGCAAAGCUUCCAAGGCCACCCACGGCACCCAAGCCAGAUCUCAAACUCCUCAAUAGCAGCCUCACCAGGAAGCCGGCAGCCAGCUCAGCUCAGCCUUUCUCUGCCACAGCAGGGCUGGCGGACGUGACCGCGGAGCUGCAGAAGAAGCUGCAGAGGCGGCGGCGGGCGCUGGAGCAGUGAUUCCGACGAGCCGGGGGACCAGCGGGCCAGUCUCGGGGCACACGGCACAGCAGUCAGCUCCUGUCUCCCGGGAUUAAAACUCAAGCGACCCCAGGA